AUUAUUACAGGCAGAAAAAGGAAUCAAUAUCUUUGGCAGUUGACUUCUUAAUAUUUAAAAUGUCAUUAGUGACAACAAUCUUAAAGUUUAUGGGAAAAUUGAAAAGGUUAGAAUAUAUUUGUAAUGCUUUACAAUAAAGUCAGAACGUGACGAUAUUAAUAACAUUGUACAUAGUGCCCUCGACUAAAAGCCCAUGUAAUGUUUUCAUUAACUCCCAACUUUGCAUAAAUUCUGAGGACCCAUUUUUAACUUGUGCCAAACUGUCCAAUUUUCUUUCUCUUUGCAUCUUUGUUUAUUCCCCAAAUGACGACACAAAAGUUAGGGACACUUAAUGUCAAAGGGCUUCUUAGCUUACUCCAAGCCUCUCAUUGGAUACAACUAUCUCAAUGGUGAGAAUGAAUAAGAUACUCAACGAGAAUGCCAUAAAUCAACUAAGGAAAACAUAAAAUAAGACAUUUUAAUCUCUCUUUGAAUCAUUUAUGUAUAAAUGCAUAUAUAUAUGGGUCGGAUAAGGAAACUUAGAAAAAGAAACACCAAGUUGCUUCAUUUUUUUCUUCAAUAAUUUUGUGCAUUGCAAUGUCUCAGAAUGUGCAAAAAAUAAGUAAAAAUCCAAUUGAAGAUGUCAAUUCAGCUGAUGAUAUCAACGAUAUCGAUUACUACUGGAAUCUCAAAGAAGAUUUCUGUGCCAAUUCUCAGUCCAAAACCGUAAAAUUCAGGUUUGAAGAAUCAACUAGCUCUAUUGGGUCAGUUUCUUCAUCAGACCUACUUGAUAAUGACGAUGAUGCCUCAUCAAACUUAUCACCACAAACUCGUCUUCUGCAUGAAUUUUCAGAUUCAACAACAAAAUCCCAACUUUCUACAAGAAAAGGGCUUUCGAGGUACUAUGAAGGGAAGGCCAAAACAUUCUCAUCACUUUCAGACGUGAAAUGUGCACAAGAUUUGGCCAAGAAACAAAUCCCUUUUGUGAAGAGAGGGCAUAGAAGUAGAACCUAUUUACAGUCCCCAAAAACUAUCAUUAUAUCAAAGAAAAAUACGAGGACAUCUGCCUCUUAGUCCACUGUAUAGAUUUUUCACGCAAUUGACUGAGUUAAGCAAGCAACACAUUGAUUCUAUCUUUACUAAAUAUUACAAAAAUAUUUAAAUUUCAUUUCAA
Messenger RNA from Humulus lupulus (European hop), 1153 nucleotides. Its product is annotated as protein OXIDATIVE STRESS 3-like. Lineage: Eukaryota; Viridiplantae; Streptophyta; Magnoliopsida; Rosales; Cannabaceae. Bases 577 to 1053 code for a protein of 158 amino acids. The record is from RefSeq and is a predicted model, not a curated record. The transcript has 2 exons.